CUACCUUUGCUUCAAGUUCCCCAGUCUCUUCCAGACCCACACCAUCACCAGAUCCAACAUGAAGUUUCUAGCUCUAGCUCUAGCCUUUCUGUUGGCUGCAGGUUGCCAAACUAAAUCGGUGCAGGCUGACGCUCCAAGUCAGUAUGAGCACAUCAGAGCUGGGGUGGUAACCUACCUCAACCAGGCUAAAGAUACAGCGCAAAAGGCUAUCGCCCAACUUGAUGAUGACAAGUUCAAGGAUUACAAGGCACGCCUCACUCAUGGCCUGGAGGCCAUUGAGGCCUUGAUCAACUCUGCCGCUGAGAGCCUUGCCCCAAUCCGUGGGGGAAUUGGACCCCAGAUAGUCGAUCUCUUCUCUGCCUCGCGUCAGAAGGCUGCCGAAGACCUGGAGCAACUGCGCAAAGAGCUGGAGCCGAAAUGGGCAGAGCUGCGUGAGGUUGUGAAAAAGCAUCUCGAAGAGUACCGUACAUUGACGGAGCCUGCACUAAAGGAGUACUCUGAGAAGAAUCACCAGGUAGUGGAGGAGUUUAAAACCAAGUUUGAGCCUGUCGUCAAAGAGCUGCAGGAGAAAUUCAAGGUCAAUGUGGAGGAGACCAAGUCCAAGCUGACCCCCAUUGUGGAAAGCAUUCGCAACCAUCUAACCAAGAUCCUUGAGGACCUGAAAACCACAUAUGGACCCCACAUCCAAGAGUAUAAAGAGCAGUAUGAGAAAAACAUUGAUGAGCUGCGAAAGAAGUAUGAAUCUGGCGAGCUGAUCGAGAAGGCAAAGAAGUUGGUUGAGGAACUCAGGCCACAGUUUUUGGGUAUCUAUCAUACCAUUGACAAGGCUUUAAAGGAAUAAACACUCUCAUUCCCCUUUUUUGCUCACAGCGCAGGUUUAUAUUUUAAUUGCCCUUUAUCCUGUUAUCAUCAGUUAUCCCAGGGUCUUUUCAAGACCUUUCCACAUUUCAUUCACCACAUGUGCUGAUGCAAGAUUUUUUUUUCUCCUCUUUAUGUAUUGCUAAAUGCCAUUCCUUUAGAUCAACUGUAGCGAGCAUAUGCUAAUGUAAAGGUUUCUGUGUAACAUUCAUAAAUGCUUUUGCUUUGCUAAAAGAAUGGCUCAAUAAAAUACAAACUGUUUCAUGUAA
Molecule: messenger RNA, 1127 nt
Organism: Silurus meridionalis
Lineage: Eukaryota; Metazoa; Chordata; Actinopteri; Siluriformes; Siluridae
Product: apolipoprotein A-I-1-like
Exons: 4
Coding region: 59-841 (260 amino acids)
Biological process (GO): lipoprotein metabolic process; lipid transport
Cellular component (GO): extracellular region
Molecular function (GO): lipid binding
Source: RefSeq, a predicted model, not a curated record